GAAAACGGUUGAAGAAGGCAAAAAGCCUCUAUGCCCAAAGCUUUGCCUGCGGCAGUUUCAAAACAUUGCUCGAGGGCAAAUUUGGCAUCAAUGUCGAGAAGGAUCAACUCCGCUUGGGAAGAGACGACAAACGCAGGUUUAAAAGCACAACUAAUCGCGCGCGUCACCGAGCUUAGUGCCUCUAUGAACACACUAAGGGACCACCGAUUCACCGAGCGCUUUGAUUUUUUCGAAACGAAAAAAGAAGAGUUUCAUUGCGCUAUUUGCCUAGACGUCCUCGAAAAGCCUCUGUCAUCAAAGUGCCAGCACAGUUGCUGCUCGGACUGCUGGAAAUCUGCGUUCGAGUUGGGGGAAAAACAUCCAGCAUGCCCAAUAUGUCAAGAGACGCUGGCAGACCCUAAUGACCUCCAGCGCGCACCGCUUGUUUUAAUCCAGCUUUUAGAGGGGUACCUGGUUAAAUGUAGGGCAUGUGGUACCCGAUUGCCUUAUCACCUGUGCAACAGCCAUCCUUGUCCCCCGAGAAAGCGCCAGCGUGCGAAUAGCCCCGUCCCUGCCGCUGCUGUUGUGCUAGAUCCUCAGACCCGAACCCUCGAGCGGAUGUUAAACGAGGUCCGCACUGGCCGCGUUUCCCCUGAUGUUGCGCGACUUGGGAAUUUGAUUGUGAACACAAUCUGCAAGAAUUCGGAGGAUGGGAUAACAGCCCGAUUGCCUGGAUCUGGAAAGCCAACCGUGGUCAUGAAAAUACCUCAGGCACAGACUUCAGAUUUCAUCCGGGAACGGAAGUUUCCUUCAGGCUUUUUCGGCGAGCAGGGUGGUGAAUCAAUUCAUUAUGAACUCAACCAGUUGAACCGUGAAUUCAGCUCGAUCCACCCUGCGUCGCGUCGGCUACGAAAAAUAAUAGAAGAGCAUAGCAUUAGAGUUGCACCUCUAAACCGCUCAGAAUAUCCAGAGAAAAAAAAUCGAAAACGAAGAGCUCACACCGCUACAACCUGAUUAAGCCGAGUCAGUCUCGUUUCUUAAUAAUCCGAGUCGUGUAUCAAUUGUAAAACUAUUGCAAAGCCAGGAGGACGCGGGAGCGACAAGUAUUACUCAUUCGAUGUUCAAAUCAGUAUUAAUAUUCUAUCGAAAAUAAACUUAAACCAACUAAAAAAAAGAACUCAA
Molecule: messenger RNA, 1161 nt
Organism: Nematostella vectensis (starlet sea anemone)
Lineage: Eukaryota; Metazoa; Cnidaria; Anthozoa; Actiniaria; Edwardsiidae
Exons: 2
Coding region: 31-993 (320 amino acids)
Biological process (GO): ubiquitin-dependent protein catabolic process; protein polyubiquitination
Molecular function (GO): ubiquitin protein ligase activity
Source: RefSeq, a predicted model, not a curated record